Messenger RNA from Papaver somniferum (opium poppy), 1674 nucleotides. RefSeq names its product protein BIG GRAIN 1-like E. Bases 519 to 1577 code for a protein of 352 amino acids. The transcript has a single exon. NCBI's taxonomy places the organism in Eukaryota, Viridiplantae, Streptophyta, Magnoliopsida, Ranunculales, Papaveraceae. Gene Ontology annotation, biological process: auxin-activated signaling pathway. The record is from RefSeq and is a predicted model, not a curated record.
AUUUUAACAACUCAUAUUUCGAAUGAGAUAAGUUUAGCCACUUUGCCCAUUUUACUGCAAAUGAUUUAGAAACUUCACAAAAUUUUUGGGAAAAAUGUGUGUUCUUACAGCAAAAUCAAAUUCUUCAGGUCGGGUUGUUUGUUUUCUACUCAUCCCCGACUCUUAAAUAUAUAAGAGUUACUCGGCAUGUCUAACAUCAGAAAAUGAAAAAACAAACAUAUCCAAACAAAUAAGGUGUAAAUGUGCUUGUAAGAUAGAUAUUGGACAAGACAACCGGAAAUGGAAAGACAAGAAGGUUCCUCACCAAAACACAUUUCAGCAACUGACCCCUUGGAAGCAUUGUUGUGUCGCUAAUUGCAAGCACACUGACCCUCUCUGCCCACUAAAUCUCGUCCAACUCAGUUCUAUCUUCUCUUCCAUGAUCUCUGCCCCAUAAACAAAAAGACCAAUUUUAUCAUCCACACGAUCAAGAACUAUAUAUAUAGCUGUUUAUCAUCAACAUUUUAUCAUCAACAACCAUGUCUAACACAAGAUAUCCUGAUCACCAUUACAAUGCAGUCCACAAGAUACCUAACCACCAUUACCACCACCACUACAACCUCAACCAAAGAAAUGAUUCUGAUGAUGAAAUCGUUGUCUUUGAAGCUACUAAGUAUUUUGCAGCAGGAGCCAGUAGUAUUCAUCAAAAAUCAAUGCUGAACACCAAUAAGAAUAAUAUCAGGAACCAAGAUGAUCAACCAGUAGGAAGAAGAUCAAGAAUUAGUUUAGACUCUAGUCCUUUUAGAAGUAACCAAAGCUUUUCAUCAUCACAAUCUCACCGUCAAAAACAGACCAAAGAUCAGAAGGCUUAUUUAAAUAAAAAUAAACAACCCGUUUCUCCAGGUGGAAAAUUAGUAAGUUUUUUAAAUUCUCUUUUCAACCAAACUUCUUCGUCGAAGAAGAAGAAACCCACAACAUCAUGUAUCAAAUAUGAAGACCAAGAAAGUCAUCGUGAAUUAGGUUAUGGCAGAAGGAAAAGAAGAAGUAGUAUAAGCCAUUUUCCAAGCUUCAAUAAUAACAGCAACAAAAUAACUACUUCUACAGCUGCUUCUAUUUCUGAUUUGAAAUCAUCACCAUUACUAUUAUAUUCUUCUUCCCUCACUAGUGGUUUUAGAACACCUCCUCCAUUCAGUUCCAAAACAAAGAUGUAUCAGAAUUCAUCAUCAACAUCAGAUCUAGUUACAACCUCAAACCAAGAAUUUAUGUUUUCUAAUAACUUAUCAAAGCAUAGUGGAAGAGGUAGUUCUAUAUCAUUACAAGAUCAGAAGAUGAUUAAUAGAGAUAUGGAAACACUUGAUGUGCUUUAUGAAAAAUAUAAGAAAAUAAACUCCUUAUCAGAAAAACAACAUAGUAAAGAUAAAGAUGGGAAUACGGUGAUGAGGAUGAGGAGGAGGAAGGAUAACGAUAAUCAACACGGUCUUGAUAUGGAUGAUGAUAAUGGUGGAGAAAGUGAUUCAAGUUCAGAUUUAUUUGAAUUACAAAAUUAUGAUUUGUGUAGUGAAUAUUGUUCGGUAAGCGGUGUAAUUACCAGUUUAUGAAACUAUAAUACUUAAGACUUAAGUAGUAGGAUCCCAAUAAUCAUUGUUACCCUCUUGUUGAUUGUUUUCAUCAGAUUAAGUAAACAAGCUAGUGAAA